UGUCACGUCGGUGCGAGGAUAGUAAGCUAACGGGUAAUGCAAACAUAAACUAAUAUAAAUAACGCGGAUUGACGCGUAAGGCGAUACAGCACGGGAAGGUUUGAUUGUUUGGACCCAGUCCUGCUUGUUGGACUUUUUGUUGGUGAAGAUGUGGCGCAGCCGUCAGUGCGAGGACACACGGAUCGGGUAACGUCAGCUAACUGCCGUUAGCAGUAGCCCGCUAAUUUUUUUAGCGGAACGCAAAGGCCGCGGAGAAACACAAGAUCUGCUUCCUCUUCCAGCUCCAUUGAGAAUGUAGGUUACCUUACGAGUUGCAAAAUCACAACGGUCGUCUAAAGUAGUUCAGUGGCGCAGUCGAUCGCGUUUGAGUUUGUUUUUGUCGCGCUUGCGGGCUCCCUGGCUUGGUAGCUGUUUGGCUGGCUAGCUAGCAUGAGUGAACUGACGGGCUGCCAGCAGUCCGCUGACUCUGCAUCGAGGAAACGGUGUCCAUCACCGGACCGCGAUGAGGCCAGCACGAUCCCCAGCAAGUCCAGGAAAGUAAGCGACGCGUCAAAUGAGGCGGGUGUUACUUCGGAAAGUUGCAAACACAGUGAAGCUGAGAGUAAAGAAGGAGCUGGGAGCGUGGGCCAGUCGACAGAUGGGGAGAAAGACCCAGCUGCAGUGCAAACGGAUCCGGGUUCAGACAGCACGGAGGGCACCAGUACACUACCUGUCAACAACUCCAGUGCUGACGGUCGUGAUGCCAGCAACGCCGACAAACCACAGUCCUCAGAUGCGUCGGGAUCUGCUGACACAAAGGAAGGCACAGAGAAGACAGUGGGGACAAAGCUGCGUCCCUCAACUCCUCUGGACCAGUCCGACUCAGCAGCCAUAGCAGCUGCUGAAGCACUUGCCAGUCUCACAGGAGGAGACGGGGAAGACAGUCAAGAGACUCCUUGCUCUUCUGAAAAGGUUAAACAGGUGAAACCGGGGAGCAAAUUCAAACAACGCGGGGGCCACCAGUCUUCCAGAGCCGGCUCGAAAACACAGGCAGCUGCUGCGGAUAGCUCCACAUCUGUGCAUAGUACUGACAAAGAAGAUGCAGAUGAUAUGCCAGAAGCAGACGAAGGCGAUGAAUCCAUGUCUGGAUCAUCCUCCACUCCGAGCUCCUCUUUCCCGUCAGACAAUGAGGACAAUGACGAUGGGGAGUGUGCCAUCGUGUCAGUUAAGAUGGCCCCGGAGAUGAGGCAGUCGGUGGCCCUCCUGGCGCAGGUACAAAUGAGACUGGAAGCUCUGGAGAAGAAAAGCGCCCGGCUUCACCAACGGCUGGACCUGAAGAUUGGUCGUCAGCGGCGCCCACAUCUGGAUCAGCGCAGCUCCAUCGCGAAGACUAUCCCCGGCUUCUGGGUGACAGCUCUGUUGAACCAUCCUCAUCUCUCAGCUCACAUUGACGAGACUGAUGAAGAUGCUCUUAGUUACAUGACAGAUCUCGAGAUCGAGUCCUUCAAGAAUAAUAAACUAGGCUAUAGGAUCCGUUUCCACUUCAGACGGAACCCGUACUUCCAGAACAACAUCAUCAUGAAAGAGCUGCACCUCGGGUUGAGAGGGUCUCCCAUGUCAUUCUCCAACCCCAUCCUGUGGCAUCGUGGACAGAACCUGACGGCCCACAGCGAACCCAGGAAGUCGUCGCGUGGGGUCUACCAGACCUUUUUCAGCUGGUUCAGUGACCAUAGCAACCCAGGGCAAGAUGAUGUAGCACAGAUACUUAAGGACGAUCUGUACAGAGACCCUCUGAGAUACUACCUCACUCCACUCUGGGAACCGCGGGAGAACGGCAGUGGCGGCAGCGGGGCCAGAGCAGCUGACAACGGUAACGGAGAUGAUUGUGUGGUGAUCUCCGACUCAGACGACGAGCCCGGUGAGGAAGCAGCCGAAGCUGAACAAGGCCACAGUAGGGAGGAGGAAGAGGAGGAGGAUGAAGAAGAGGAGGAGGAAGAAGAGGAAGAGGAGGAGGAGGAGAGGGGGCCAAGCGCUGAUGAGAGCCCAGAGGAGGAGGAUGAUGGUGGAGAAAUUGUGAUUGACGGCUCUGAUGACAGUGAGCAGGAAGAGGAGGAUGCCUGAAAAGAAGUAAAGAGGAAGACAUGGUGUAUGUCGAUGAAGACCAGUCAUCGAGGGACCAGAAACCAGGAAGAUGAAGUGGAUGCCUAGGUCGGGGCGAAGAGUACCAGAGCAAUUUAUUGUCAUUUUAUGCACAGAAUAUCAGUUUUUGUUGUUUUAUACCUAAAAAUACAUAGAAACAUUUAAAAAUCAGGGUUAACUAUAAUAAUAAAGCCAAGGCAGCAUGUUUUCCCUCUAUUUUAUACAGUCGGUACUGUGUAUUCUGAUGUUCUCUAAUUCACUUUUUGCAAAAUGUUUUUUUCUAAACCAGUUCAUACAAAGUAGUGUUCCUCCAUUUAAUGAGGAACGUCAUACGACGGCCUACACGCGUGUCGGUGAGAUUCUGACUCCCGCUACUUGUCGGCAUUAAAAUCCGCAUUGCAAAUUCUUCAAACGUAUACUGCAGAAAACCUACAGUGGCAUUAUUAGUGGUCAUUUCAAGGCAAAGUUUUGGCUUUUUCUUUUCUUUCUUUUUUUUAAGAAUUGACGUGACAAGACAAACAUGUCAGAAGCUAAAUUGAUAUCAUCACAGUACAUUUCAGAUGCACUCAGUACUGAACCAAAAUUUGUUCUCAGGGAUGAUCAUGGUGGUAGUUUUAUUGAAAGAACAUUACUGAUUUUCAGACAUUUUCACUCUCUGGUUAUUGUUGGCUGUGUAUAAGGAAACGUGUACUCUACUGUAGUAAAUAGGAACAAAUAUUGUUUUAAUAUGCUACCUGUGUUUCUCCUUCUUCAUCUAUAUGUUCAGUCUUGUUGCACACCAACGUCCACCCCUGUAACGAUCUGUAAACCAUCUCUGAUGUUUAAAAUCAUGGUGUAGUUUGACCAGUGUUUCUGUGGAUUCCUACAUUUUUGUAACACACUCCUACAAUAAGUAGCUGAGUUUUGUACUUUCUUUUCUUUAGAUUUUAACUUAAUUUGCUUUCUAAAACAUUUAAGAUUUCUUUUCAUGUAAUGUGUUUUAAGAUUUGUGUUAUCUUCUUUUUUGAAAAGAUGAUAUUUAUUAUUGUUUUUCUACAUGUCCAGAUCAUGGCACGCCUGCGAGCAUGAAAUGUAAGACAGGAUGAUUACAUUACUUACAAGGCUUUUUCUGUGCACAGUGUCAGUAAAUGUUAAAAUUCACAGCAACAUUAUGGGGUGAACUGUAACAAAAUUAGUAUUUGUAUUUGCUUACUUUUCUUAGCAAUGACUUGUAAAUAAUAUUUCAGCAUUGUCUUUUGGAUAAGACAAGUACACGUGUUUGAUCCAUGGAUGAAUUUAUCAAAUAAUCUGGAGUUUUUUCCUAAACAUGAUCAGAAAGUUAUAUUUUGUGUGCUGUGUUUUAUAGAACACUGUAGUUUAAAGAUACCUUCUUGUUUGUUGCUUUGGUUCAUUUUGUUUGCUUAAAGAUAAAUGUCCACCUUUUGACUCAGACCUAAUAAAAUAGGCAGUUGUUUCA
This is a messenger RNA of Dicentrarchus labrax (European seabass), 3574 nucleotides long. It is a transcript of the gene tspy, whose product is annotated as testis specific protein Y-linked. Gene Ontology annotation, cellular component: nucleus; chromatin. The record is from RefSeq and is a predicted model, not a curated record. The transcript has 8 exons. Gene Ontology annotation, molecular function: histone binding; chromatin binding. Gene Ontology annotation, biological process: nucleosome assembly. Lineage: Eukaryota; Metazoa; Chordata; Actinopteri; Moronidae. Bases 430 to 2100 code for a protein of 556 amino acids.